Geodia barretti is the source of this 369-nucleotide messenger RNA. Lineage: Eukaryota; Metazoa; Porifera; Demospongiae; Tetractinellida; Geodiidae. The record is from the annotation of a GenBank genome assembly.
AUGCCCAUCUACGUGUCGGAAUCCAUGGAGCAGGCCCGUGCGGACACCGAGGAGAGCACCAUGCGCGCAUUCCGCCGGACCGCCGACACUUACAUCAAGACCGUGGAAGCAGAAGGCGCCAGCGCUUCGGCGGAACGGCUCCAGCGCGCGGAGCAACUGCUGAACACCACCUACGAUGACCUGUUGGUGGAUCGGGUAGCCUACGGCAGCCCGCAGAUGGUGGCCGACCGGCUGAUUGAGAUUCGCGAUGAGCUGGGGCUCACCGGUUUCAUCAUGGAGCCCAACCUCGGCGGCAACGUGCCGGCCGAGCGCGUGCAAAACUCCAUCCGUCUGUACGCGGAAGAGGUAGCGCCAGCCCUGCGCGGCUAA